Messenger RNA from Photinus pyralis (common eastern firefly), 1234 nucleotides. It is a transcript of the gene Rpn8, whose product is annotated as 26S proteasome non-ATPase regulatory subunit 7. The transcript has 2 exons. Bases 125 to 1090 code for a protein of 321 amino acids. NCBI's taxonomy places the organism in Eukaryota, Metazoa, Arthropoda, Insecta, Coleoptera, Lampyridae. Gene Ontology annotation, molecular function: metallopeptidase activity; protein binding. The record is from RefSeq and is a predicted model, not a curated record. Gene Ontology annotation, cellular component: proteasome regulatory particle; proteasome complex. Gene Ontology annotation, biological process: proteasome-mediated ubiquitin-dependent protein catabolic process.
CGGGGAAAUCUUGCAACAUGGCUUUGGAUGAAUAUUUGACAACCGCCAUUGGGUUAUUAAGCAUUUUCAUAAAACAGAAACUUCAUUUAUUUGGUCUCCUUGCGGUAAUAAGUUUAUUUGAACGAUGCCUAGUCAAGAAACAACGACAAAUAAAGUGGUCGUGCACCCUUUAGUGUUGUUAAGUGUCGUAGACCAUUUUAAUAGAAUGGGAAAGAUCGGUAACCAAAAAAGGGUUGUGGGUGUACUCUUGGGUUCCUGGAGGGCUAAAGGAGUUUUAGAUGUUUCCAACAGUUUUGCCGUGCCGUUUGACGAAGACGAUAAGGAUAAAUCGGUUUGGUUUCUCGAUCACGACUACCUUGAGAAUAUGUACGGCAUGUUUAAGAAAGUAAAUGCGAGAGAAAAAGUUGUUGGGUGGUAUCAUACGGGCCCCAAAUUGAAUCAGAAUGAUAUCUCAAUAAACGAGUUAAUAAGACGAUAUUGUCCUAAUUCGGUACUGGUUAUAAUUGACGCUAAGCCAAAAGAUUUGGGACUACCGACAGAGGCUUAUCAAGCAGUUGAAGAGGUACAUGACGAUGGUUCUCCAACAUCCAAAACAUUUGAACAUGUACCUAGCGAAAUUGGUGCGGAAGAAGCUGAAGAAGUUGGUGUUGAACAUUUGUUGCGUGACAUUAAAGAUACUACAGUCGGUACGCUUUCGCAAAGAAUUACAAAUCAAUUGUUAGGGCUUAAAGGUUUAAAUUCUCAGUUGAAAGAUAUACGUGAUUAUUUAGUACAAGUUAGCGAGUUAAAGUUGCCUAUUAACCAUCAAAUUAUUUAUCAGCUACAAGAUAUAUUUAAUUUAUUACCAGAUAUCAAUCAUGACAGUUUCCAUAAAUCUUUCUAUGUUAAAAACAAUGAUCAAAUGUUAGUUGUAUACUUAGCUGCCAUGGUCCGUUCCAUUGUCGCAUUGCAUAAUUUAAUAAAUAACAAACUCACAAACAGAGAUGCAGAAGAAGGUAAAAAGGAAGAAAAGAAGGAUAAAGACGGUAAGGAGAAGGAUAAAGAAAAGAAGGAUGAAAAAGAAAUGAAGAAAGAGGAGAAGAAAAAGUAAAGAAAUGAGUGUGUGAUAUUUAAUUUGUUUGUAUACUAGCUAUAAGUUAAUUUUUUGGAUCGGGCCUUACUUUUGAAAAUUCUGAAUGUCUGUAAUACUAUUGUUUUUAACAUAAUAUUGCAUAAUUACAAUACUAAUGCUGAA